AUGUAACGAUAGCCAGAGGAGGAUUUAGAAGAUCUUAGAAAGAAGUUUCAUCUCCUAGAAGGUGAUAGAAAGGUUUUCUAUCAUGCCUCAUCAAUGGCAAAGCAAAGGAAUAGAGAAUAGAUUUAACAACUGCAAAAAGAAAAUAAAGAAUUGAGAGAGCAACUCAAAGCCAAGGCUUUAACAACUUCAGGUCAAUCUAUGACAUCUACAGGUACAGAUUUUGGUACAAAGACAGAGAAGGAUUUGGCAGUUUGGAGGAGAAAAUUGGACGAGGCAAAAAAUAAGACUUUGUAAAAGAAGGAAAACCUCUUACACUUGUAGGACAAAUAACGAGAAUUAAACAAAGAAUAAUUGGAUAUCAACUCAGAUGAUAAUCCAUAGAUGAGAACUAUCAGAAUGCUUGAGAAUAGACUAGACAAAGCAAUGAUUAAGUAUAACGAGGCAAUGAGUAUCAAGAAGACUUAUGAAUUGAUCGUUAAAAGACUAAAGGAUGAGAGAGUAGGCUAUGAUAAUUAGCUGGCAGCCAUUGAGUAAUCUUUAAAGGGCAAAGAACAUGAUUUUGAGGAGCUAUUACUUUUGAGUCAUGAUGCUAAUCAUGCUAAGGAAUUAGCUGAAGCAGAUUUGAGAAAGUUUGAAUCACAAAUUGAAGCAAGAAGAAAACUGAGAUUUAAAGAGGUAAAUGAAUAAAAGGCACAGAUCGAAAGUAGACUUGAUCAAAGAGAUAAAAAUGAUAAAAAAGAUCGAGGAGAUACAGUCAAAUUUUCAGGUCAAGUAGGUGUUGGCAAUCUAGGUGAUAACAAUAGACCUGGAGAUACCAAUGGAGGAGGCUUUGGGUCGAUGCUUGCUGGACUUAGUGGUAAAAAAGGUGCCGCAACAGCAGGUAAAUUCGAUGGUACAGCUAGCGGAUCAGGAGGAAUAGAUAAACACAGACUUGAAGACUAUGAUGAAGCAAUGAGAAGAAUCAAAGAUGCAACUGGUGUUAGUGAUGUAAAUGAGAUAAUUUAGAAAUUUGCUACUUAGCAUGAUACCUAUAAUAAUCUCUUGGAGCUUAAAUCAGCAAACGAGAAGAAGCUCAUGGAUUUGAAUGAUAGAAAGCUAGAAUUAAGAUCAGAAGUGGAAAAGAUGCGAUAUGAAGGCUUAGAGGGGAUGACGAGAAAGUAAAUGGAUGAGGUCGAAAAGAAUGUAAACUCAGCUCAGCUGAAAUAUAAUUCUAAUAAGGAAAAAUUAGAAAGGAUAAACAAGAUACUUGUGAAUGCUAAGGCAGGUAUUGAACAUCUAAGUGAAAAGCUAAAUGAUAUAAAGCUAGAAGGAGUGCCAAAUGUGGUAGUGACUGAUAACACACUGGUGGAAGCGCUUAUUCAAUGUGAGUAAAAGUUGGAGUUCAUCUUCGGACUUGUAAGAAAUGACCCACUCUAUGAGGAAGCUAUAUCAAAAAUAAGAGGCCUUAAGAAGGAUGAUUAAGAAUUAGUUCCUGAAGCUAUAGGUUCAAGAUUGAUAAGCCAGUCUUUGAUGAUGACAGGAUUUGGCAAUAAUAAUGGUGCCACUUUGUCUCAGGACCCUACUGCUAAUAACAUCAGAGUUAAGUUACCUGAUAAAGAUGAUGAUGAUCUCAGUGAAGCUGACAAUGAAGUUGAAAAAGAAAUGGAAGCUAAUGAGAGAAUGAAGAUUAAGCUAGAGGCACAACUCAGAUAUGACAGAAUGGCUAAAAACAAAAUGAAGGGUAAGGUUUCGGGUUUGUCGAAUUAGACAUCAACAGGAAAUCUAUAGUCUUCUCAAAAGAAACUUAGAUGA
This is a messenger RNA of Stylonychia lemnae, 1791 nucleotides long. Lineage: Eukaryota; Ciliophora; Spirotrichea; Sporadotrichida; Oxytrichidae. The record is from the annotation of a GenBank genome assembly.